AUGUCGACCAUGUCUCAUAUUGUUGCGUUCUGUCCACCUGGUACACAGACAUUACAUUCAGGAGCCGAAGGUUCGAUGACCUUAACAACCGACGAGUUCUCACUUGCAGAAAGCUACUUUUGUCGUUCUCUUUUCACCCGCCUACCAUAGAUGUGUGUCGCUUCGUUGCGGCUUACGUAAAACAUUCGUUUGAUAUUUUUAGCUUUACAGAAGAAACCGACGUCUUAGUCCGUAUUUCCGAAAUACAAAUAAGAAACAAACGUAACAUUUCCAUGAUAAAUGGAACAAUUUUACUUGCUGCAAAAUAAUCACGAGUGAUUGACUGAGAAACAUCGUAUAUAUAUUAAUUCUAAUUAUGAAUCGAAUAAUUAAUUCAUUUAGCGAAAUAAUUAAUAAAUAGUGAUAUGUAUUUAACUAACACAGGAAUCGAAACUUUUCUAAUACUUGUUAUAAGAAUGUUAUAUAAUUGAGGUUAGAAUCGAGUAUCAAGAACUGACCUGUGACAAGCAAUAUUUUUGUAUCCUACAUUCCACGCAAAUUAACUAUUCAGAAUUCUUGCUCGAUAUAAUUGUGUUUUUUGUUGUGUUAGUUAAAUUAUCAUGAAUUUCCCCAAGUAGAAUGCGAAUGUGCAUAGUACGAAAAAAAUGUUUACUUUUGGGCUGUAAAAUAAGAUUGAACGAAAGAUUUCCAAGGAGAGACAACCAGAAUGUACAUAUCUCUCGUAGAUAGAUUAUAAAUUGAUAUUUAACUCUUACGUAACGAAAUGCAAGUGAGAGUAUGUAGAAUGCUAUUCCUAAUCGGCGUGUAACCUGUAUCCUCUUAGGCCUUGUAGUGAAACACACGAAAGAGGUUGAUUGUAGGUAUCGAUCUUAAAACGAAGAAUCUAUGUUUAUGACCACACAGAAGCAUGCGCUCUAGUCUCGACCUAAAUAAUCAUGCACGCAAUGUUCAGGAACGUAAACAAAUACAUGCAGCUAUAUAUAUAUAUAUAUAUAUAUAAGACGACAGCAUUGAUGUCAUUACCGAAGUCGUAACCAUUACGAAAAUGUUUCUUUUGUAGAUAACGCCAUGUAACACGCCAGCCACGCCACCAAAUUUCCCUGAUGCGCUGUUGGCGUUCUCCAAAAUGUCCGCAGGUGACAAAACUCCCUCCGGUGAGUCUCACCUUGAUUAUUUACUUAUUUAUCCUAUUUUAUUUUUCUACAGAUUUUAUAAAUGGACUUGAAAAGAUUUGCUUGUGUUUUAUAGGUAGUUUUAAAUAGAGGAAAUGGUUCGUUCAAGUUCAAGCGAAACAAAUGAGCUCAAAUAAGUCUAAUUUCUAUAAGCUUCUUAUUACAUAAUAACUUGAAUCAAUUUUAGAAGUAGUAGAUUGAAUUGAAUUGAAACACAUAUGUAUUGUGUUUGAUAUUUGUGUUUUAUAUAUUGUUUUAGAAAUAUGUUUAAACGUCUACAAAUAACUUGCACAAGCUGCAUUUGUCUAUUUGUGCACAAACUGCAAUUGUCUAUAAAUAAAUGGAUUGAAAGCAUCCAAUGAAGCAUUGUUCAUACGAAUAUAAUAAUAUAAUGUUAAAAAUAAUAUUAAGAUGUUAAAUUAGAAAAAGAUUUCAUUGUAAUUCUAAUUUUAACUGUGCAAUUUAUAUUGCAAAUUUAUUAUGUAUAUAAUUUAUUCUUGCGUAAAUUCAAUUCAAAAAUGGCGAGGCAUUCUUUCACUGAAUCACCUGUUCUAUGUGUUCGUUAUUGUAUUUCUUUUUUUGGCGGCAGUAAUUUUUAACUGCACUGCGCAUACUAAUCAAUUUAUAAGAAUGUAAUGUAUACAUUCUUAUACUUCAUUAAGUCUAGAUCGUUAUUUCACAAUUGCACGUUAUGAUAUAAUACUUUAUACGUAAUGUAAAACUGCAUAAAUCAUCACGUUUAAGAAUUUCCAGUCCAUACAUACAUUUGUUUUGGUUCACCAUAGAGAGAAAACUUUGUGUAAUCAAAACAAUUUCAACUUAAUUAACACAUUAAGAACCAGUGUUUCAUUAAUGUAAUAUUUUAUUUAUUCAGUUAAUUAUACGUUAAUGAGUUUUAUUUUUCUAAUUCUAUUGUACUGUAUUGUACGUUAUUUUACCUAUUUUUUAUUAUCUAUAUUUAUUCAAAGUAGUUCAGAAAUAUGCAUAAACUUGUAAUAUUCAGUGCGACAACUUUCAAACUGACAAGUGAGUUCACUAUAGAGAGAAAACUUUGUGUAAUCAAAACAAUUUCAAUUUAAUUAACAUAUUAAGAACCAGUGUUUCAUUAAUAUAAUAUUUUAUUUAUUCAGUUAAUUAUAUGUUAAUGAAUUUUAUUUUUCUAAUUCUAUUGUACUGUAUUGUACGUUAUUUUACCUAUUUUUUAUUAUCUAUAUUUAUUCAAAGUAGUUCAGAAAUAUGCAUAAACUUGUAAUAUUCAGUGCGACAACUUUCAAACUGGCAAGUGAGUAAAAUGAGCUCAGAUAAUAUAUAAAUUGCACUUGUUUGUUUCACUCACGCAAAUCGUAUCUUGUUUUUUUUUCCCUCUUUUAGAAAAACAAAGUGAUAUUACAAUAUGUACAUUUACAAUUUAUAAUAUUUACAUACUUUUCACGUCAGUGCAUCAUCAUAAAAAUUAUUCCGCGUGAUAUUCAUUAAAUUUGAUAAUACAUACUUCGACAUAGUCACACCAUCGAACUACAGAAGACAAUGAUAAUUAAUCAAUACAAGCAACUUGUCGAAGUCCAAUAAAUUAUUGUUUGUUUUAAAACAGAUUGAUUUACGAAGCAUUCGUUGACAACCUGUUUUCACUUUAUUUAUACCAAUCCCACGAAUAUCUUUAAAUAUCUCAUUCCAUUAGGGGCCAAGUAGUAGAUGCGUAAAACUUACGUAAAAUGUAUAUCAUCGAAAGAUAUAAAUAAAAUAGCUUUUGACACCGCAAGAAAGGAAUACAGUUAGCUACAGAACACUACGUGUACUUGCAAAUUUAAAAAUAUUUCACUGUGACUGGCGAAUUUUUACCCAAGUAUUUUAGCUUUGAAAAGAUCAUUAACGAAAUAGAACACUUGAAAAAUACACACUAAAUACGAGAAACGUUGUAUUUUUGAUAUUUUAUGUACAGGGUGUCUCGUAAGUCAGUGGUAUGAUUUAAAAAAAAAAAGAAAAUAUAUGUGCAAUUUUGUAUCUUAAACUUUGCUAUAAACAAAUCAUCAGUUUUGUUACUAAUAUAGGGGAUAGCUUCGGUGAUACUGACAUUGGUGAGACUGUUGCCGUUAUAAAUGGCAAAGACGUAACGCAAAUAGAUGGAAAUCGUGUGUGUAAAGCCUUUCACGAAAGUUUCGCCUCAUCGUCUAUUGAUGACGUCUGUAGUUUAAAGGGUUUAACGCGAGAGACGUGUUAGAGAUACUGAAGAAAAAUUAGCGAGUUCUUAGAAUAGCAGUUUCCUAGCUACUACUUAGAGCCACGAUGACAAUUCGCAAAGAAGAAACCACAAUGAAGCGUAAUAAAACACGUUAGAUCUUUGGUUUUAGAAUUUUAUAUUCGUCGUAGCAUUAAAUAUAUACAUAUUACGUAGAAAAAUACACGUUGCAUUAUUUAAAAAAUAAUCUACUGGUAUUUAAAUAAAUACUUGAUAGAAAAAAAAUAGACAAAUUAGAAAUUAAGAAUUAAGUAGAAAAACUGUGAUACAAAGUAAUAGAAAUAAAAUGAAAUUGAUUAAUUUUCUUUGCUAAUUGUAUUUCUUUUAGAAGUAAAUAAUUGAACUAAAUUAGUAAAGAGAUGAUAAUUAAUGAAUUCAUGUUACGUUGUUUCCUCUAAAAAACAAAAAUUACCAAACUUCUUCGUUUUCUCUUCCUACUUUAAUGUUGUAGAUUAAUAUAUCGUUCGCGUACAUACGUUGCUUCAAAACCGCGACAGACAAAAAUAUAUAUACUAUGCUGUAAUAUUUAACUUUUAUCUGACAAUGUUAUCCGAGUCAUUUGCAUUAAAAAAAAAAAAAAAAAAAAAAAAAAAAUUCAGUCCGUGAAAUUUCACUUCACGGCUCGCCAUGGCAAAUGGCGACAAAGAUGUCUAAGGCGCAAAGAAUAAAUCGGUUAUUAUUCCCAUUGCAGGAAUGUCGCCGAGCCAAAAUGGAUUGCAUCAGAACUCGAUGCAGAUGGGGAUGGCAGCGCAACAUCACGGAGGACGGUGUAGCGUGACCGGGAACGCGCAACAGCAAACGCAAAGUCAACAGUUGGGCCUAGGCGAGCCACAGAGAUAA
Molecule: messenger RNA, 4248 nt
Organism: Heterotrigona itama
Lineage: Eukaryota; Metazoa; Arthropoda; Insecta; Hymenoptera; Apidae
Source: the annotation of a GenBank genome assembly